UGAAUACACCCUGUUGGUGCUAAAAAUUCUUUUUAAAGCAGGUCCUUUGCAAUUAAGUGAGAAAUAAUUCCUUAUGCGCAGUAUUACAUUUGUCUAAAAUCAUUUAUUGUUUUAGAGCUUUAAUAAUCAAGUAAUAGAUUUGGCAGCGAAAUUUUUCAGAUAUAAAAAAGUGCGGUAUGGCAUUAUAUUUACAUUUAUAAAAUUCAUAUUUUAGACCAUUUGGAUGCAUGGGUGCUUUAUUUCGGCGUCAGUUUUUACAAGAGAUGGUAAAGAAUUUACCUGCACCGAUACAAAAUAGGGUAGUUGCACUUAAAAAUAUACAACUUGAACACCUUAAACUAGAAGCUGAGUUCUUUGAAGAAGUGUAUAAACUAGAACGAAAAUACCAGGAAAAAUAUCAGCCACUAUUUGACAAAAGGAAAGAUAUUGUUACAGGUCAAGUAGAGCCUUCAGAACAAAAUCCUCAAUGGAAAUCUGACGAUUUGGAGGACUCUGAAACAUCACCUGAAUUUCAAGAUAUGAUUAAAAAAAUAAGGGAAAUACCCGAGGAUACAAAAGGAAUUCCAAACUUCUGGUAUACGAUAUUUCGCAAUACUGAGUUAUUGGGUGAUAUGGUACAAGAACACGAUGAACCUGUUCUAAAGAAACUAACGGAUAUCAAAAUUAAAUAUGAUGAUGAGCAUUCCUACACCUUGGAAUUUUAUUUUGAUAAAAAUGAGUACUUUUCAAAUGAAGUUCUUACCAAACAAUAUUUUUUAAAAGCUAUGGUCGAUGAAGACAAUCCAUUCGGUUUUGAAGGACCAGAAAUUUAUAAGUGCAAAGGUUGUAAUAUCAACUGGGAAAAGAAAAUGAAUCUUACCAUAAAAACAAUCAGAAAAAAACAAAAGCAUAAGGAGCGCGGAACAGUCCGUAAUAUAGUGAAACAAGUACCCAAUGACUCAUUUUUCAAUUUCUUCAACCCACCCGAUGUUCCAGAAGAUAAAGAUGAAAUGGAUGAAGAAACUCAAGGGAUUUUGGCAACAGACUUUGAAAUAGGCCACUUCUUAAGAGCUAGAAUAAUUCCAAAAGCAAUUCUUUAUUACACCGG
Bactrocera latifrons is the source of this 1087-nucleotide messenger RNA. It is a transcript of the gene Nap1, whose product is annotated as nucleosome assembly protein 1-like 1. Gene Ontology annotation, biological process: nucleosome assembly. The record is from RefSeq and is a predicted model, not a curated record. Lineage: Eukaryota; Metazoa; Arthropoda; Insecta; Diptera; Tephritidae. Gene Ontology annotation, cellular component: nucleus; chromatin. Gene Ontology annotation, molecular function: histone binding; chromatin binding.